Triticum turgidum subsp. durum (durum wheat) is the source of this 516-nucleotide messenger RNA. NCBI's taxonomy places the organism in Eukaryota, Viridiplantae, Streptophyta, Magnoliopsida, Poales, Poaceae. The record is from the annotation of a GenBank genome assembly.
AUGAGCCACUUCGCCGCCAUGAAGAGCCCCGUCCCGGUCGCCGCCGCUGCCGCUGCCGCCACCGACGCGAAGAGCCCGCUCUUCUGCCCCAAGCCGCGCCGCCCGGUCGCGCCCCUCCGGUGCCACCAGAGCGGCCACUCUGACGCGGGCGCCGGCAUGGAUCUGCUCGACCUCCUCCUAUCAAAGGGCGACGAGAGCAAUCUUUCCGCGGCGUCCCCUCAGCCGCCGCUGUUCUGUGGCUCGCCUCCGCGGCGGGCCUCGAACCCGGUGGUCCACGACAGCCGGUUCGGCAUGGACUGCCCGUCCAGUCCCCUGCCAUGGUGGCCGGUGAUGUCGCCGGUCACGCCAGCGCCGGUGGUGGUCCGUCCCACCCCACGCCCGGCGGGACCGCCGAUGUCGCCCCGUUCCUCGGCUGGGUGCGCUCGCGUGUUCCAGCCAGCCGUCCGCGUCGAGGGUUUUGACUGCCUCGACGGUGGCCGUAGCGGCCGUGGCCAUGGCAUCGCCGCCAUGGUCUAG